Molecule: messenger RNA, 1827 nt
Organism: Cynara cardunculus var. scolymus (artichoke)
Lineage: Eukaryota; Viridiplantae; Streptophyta; Magnoliopsida; Asterales; Asteraceae
Exons: 1
Coding region: 1-1827 (608 amino acids)
Source: RefSeq, a predicted model, not a curated record
AUGUAUAAGCGAAUAAAUAGGAACGAAACUAUAAAUCCAGUUUUCCAAGUUGAAGUAGUUGGAUUUUUGGAUUUUGCUUUCUCUAAUGAGCGAUCUACGGCAAGAUGUCCUUGUAAGAAGUGUCAACUUCAAAAGUUUAAAAGUAGAGAUGAGAUUCAUAUAGACUUAGGAUUCACAACAAAUUAUAAUCACUGGUAUGCACACGGUGAAUUAGAACCCGAACUUCAACAACCACAACAAACAAUAGUGGACGAAGAUUACAAUGAGUUUGAUGGUGUUGAACAAAUGGUCAUGGAUCAAAAUGUUCCCGGUACAUCACGUACGUGGGACGAGCAAGAACCACAUCAACACGCACAACGUUUCUAUAAUAUGUUACAAGCUGCAGAUGAGUCGUUGUGGGAGGGAUGCCAGAGAUUUUUAAAGUUACAGGCAGCGACAAGGUUUUUGAAUUGGAAGGCGGAUUGCAAUGUGCCAGAGACAACCUUCAAUGGUAACCUUACUAUGGUAAAAGAAAUGCUACCUGAUGGUGAACAACUGGUUGGUAGCUUUUACGAGACAAAGAAGAUGUUGAAGGAGCUUGGUCUUCCGAAAGAAAAGAUACAUGGUUGCAAGAACCAUUGCAUGUUAUUUUAUAAGGAAUUUGUUGAUCAUAACAGUUGUGUAAUAUGUGGGGAGUCUCGUUACAAGACAAUCGGCCGAAACAAUAAUGUGCCUAAUUUGGUGUUGAUGUAUUUGCCAAUUACACCCAGAUUACAACGGUGGUAUUUGUGUAAGAAAAUAGCAAAGGAGAUGACUUGGCACCAUGAUCAUCAAACCAAGACGGGAAAGAUGGUACAUCCGAGUGAUGGGGAGGCUUGGAAACAUUUUGACAGGAUGCAUCCCGAUUUUGCUCAAGAGAUUGGGAAUGUUCGUUUGGGAUUAUGUAUAGAUGGUUUCAAUCCCAAUAACUCCAACUUAAGUCCAUACUCAUUAUGGCCUGUUUUUCUUACAAACUAUAAUCUACCACCUUGGAUGUGCAUCAAGGACCGGAACGUCCACCUGGCUUUGCUGAUUCCUGGCAAGAAGAGCCCUGGUCAGAACUUGGAUGUGUUUCUUUGGCCCUUGAUCGACGAGUUAAAGAAGUUAUUCUUUGACGGUGUCGUUACCUAUGACGCUCAUCGACGAACGAAUUUCACAAUGAGGGCCGUAUUGUUGUGGACGGUUAGUGACUUCCCUACUUAUGCCAUGUUGUCUGGUUGGAGCACACAUGGCAAGUUAGCUUGCCCAUAUUGUAUGGGUAAUGCAUGUGCAUUCCAGUUGCAAAGCGGAGGGAAGUCGUGUUGGUUUGACUGUCACCGCAAGUUUCUGCCAAUCAGACACUCGUUCAGGCAUGAUAGGAACCAAUUUCGUGUUGGACAUGUCGAAAAAGCUGGUCCACCUCCUCUUCUAACUGGGGAACAAUUAUGGACAGAAGUUUGUAGCCUUCCUACGGUCUAUGAUGGAGUCUCACACGGUUCAAGGCAAUAUAGGAAACCUGUGGUGAAAACAAAGCCAAGAGAGGUCUAUGACUUAGCAUCGAGUACCCCUGAAGUCCGGUCGGAUGAUAAAAAUAUAGACGAUGAACAGUUUUUUCAAGAAAAUGAACGAAUAACCCGACAUGAGGGAAACGAAGAUGUUCAAGAACCAAUCCAGCUUGUCACAGGGGAAGACGACAUCGAAGUUGCCAACGAUCGUCGCGACAACUGGCAUGUUGAUGAGAGUAGUGAYGAAGAAGAGGAGUUCCAAUACYHGGAUAGUGACUCUGAGGACGAAGAACUUGACUUGUCUGAUCACUCAUCAGAUGAUUAG